AAACUACAGCUAAGUAUUGAAACUUGCUAUCUUGACAAAGGAAAAUUAGCCCUAACAAAUAUUCAUUGAGACAAUGAUUGUUCAACAUGCGUGAUAAAGGAAAUGAUAAGACAUUGACUAGCACAUUUAUUUGACCAAUGGCGAACCACACCACGUGGCAUAACAGCUGCCAUUGCUUUGCCUUUACGUCUUCCUCCUUGGAGCAUGGUCGGUUGAAUUCCGGCAUCUUCCUUUCUCAAAUGCUUCAACUUCACCAAUAAGUUUAUUCUCUGCAAUUAAAGCAAACUUGUAGGCAGCAGCUAUAGCUUGGUUGAAGUUCACAAGGGGGUGCUAAGUAAAGUAGUGCAAAGGUUGACAGAUCUAUCUAUUCCUUUCUAUACACUCAAUGAUGAGAGCCAUAAGAGAUGAUUAGUAGUUCAAAAGAAGUGGAUUCUCCAUCAGAAAAGGAGGGAGAUCAUGCAAGUAGUUAUCAUGAUCAUGGAAAGAGUAGUACAAAGGCUUCUUCGUCUAGCUCAGCAACACCAUGGUUAAGAUUGAAAGAUCCAAGAAUUGUUCGGGUUUCGCGUGCUUUUGGAGGAAAAGAUAGGCAUAGUAAAGUUUGCACUAUAAGGGGAUUGAGAGACAGAAGAGUUAGGCUUUCAGUUCCAACAGCCAUCCAAUUGUAUGAUCUUCAAGAUAGGCUUGGACUUAAUCAACCUAGUAAAGUUGUUGAUUGGUUACUAAAUGCAGCUAAGCAUGAAAUUGAUGAACUCCCUCCACUUCCAAUUCCACCAGUCAAUUUUGCCCUAAACCAUCAAGCAAUGUUAAGUAGUAGUGAAAUUGGAGCUUCUCAAUCCAACAAAUUGAAUAGCAGCAUCAGUUGGGAAGAAAAUCAAGGAGUUGUAUUAAGUUCUACUAGACCCAAUUUUUGGACAACCGAUGCACAUUUGAAGAAUAAAUCAAAACAUGUUGCUACAAGUGAGAAAGAAAAUUGGACGACAAGAAGAAAUGAAGAGGAUAAUAAACAAAAAAGCAAUGAAGUUGCGGCAUCAAGUAGUUUCUUUCCUAGAACUACUCAUUCUUCUUCGCCGGCGGGUUUGAUAAACAAUGCAAUCCCAUAUACUUCUUUUUUUCAAUUAGAACAUCCAAGUUUUCCUUUAUCUCAUAUGGGAAGCCAUGGAUUUGUAAGUCAAACAGAUUAUCAUCAUGAUCUGCACAACCUAAAUUCUAUUCCAUUACCAUCCACUUUAUCUUUAUCAUCUGGGUCUCAAAUUUUCCCUUAUUUCCCUUCACAUGCUACAACUGAAAUAGAUCAUCCGAAACAAAUAAACCACUUUCAGAUGUUGACUCCAAGCGCCCAAACCCUAUUCCCAAAUUCUCUUACUCCAACUCCAUUCUCUUUAAAUCAAUCUGCUAGACCUUUCCAUUUCAGUGUAACAAACCCUAGACUUUUCCAUUCCCAUAAUAGUGGAAGUCAACCUGAUAAGGACCAGGAUCAAUUUCCUUCUAAAUGACAUCAACGGCAUAUAUAUACAUACAUGUCUAUAUAUACACAAGGAGCACAAAAGUAAGGAAACAAUGCAAAGCCUCAACUUGUUAUUAUCCUGGCCCUGGGGAGACCAAAAAAGGUAGUAUAAUUAUUUCAACCUUAAUUUAGUACUGAGUACAAUUCUACUUUUCCUAAGUGUUCUCUGGAAGAAAAGUCUUGUUAUGUUAAUUAUUUGUUCUAAUAGAUUACAACCUAAUGUUUGUUUUCAUAAUUCUAGGAUAGUUUUUGUUAAUGUAUGCUAUUUUCUUAAUUUUAUUUUGUUUUCUAAUGUUCCAUGAUACCUAUGAGUUCUCUUUAUAAUGCAUAUUUUCAGUUCAACUACCAAA
Jatropha curcas is the source of this 1854-nucleotide messenger RNA. RefSeq names its product transcription factor TCP13. NCBI's taxonomy places the organism in Eukaryota, Viridiplantae, Streptophyta, Magnoliopsida, Malpighiales, Euphorbiaceae. Gene Ontology annotation, molecular function: sequence-specific DNA binding; DNA-binding transcription factor activity. The record is from RefSeq and is a predicted model, not a curated record. Gene Ontology annotation, cellular component: nucleus.